GUCAGCUGGCGGCAGCAGGUGGAGCCCUUCAAAGCCGGAGUCUCCUUAUGAAAUUGAUUAUACACUAAUUAAACACUGUAUUUCACUUUAUACGUGCACGCAAAGUGUUGGUGACGUACUACUGGUGUGUUGCUCAGUGCCACGUCUGCCAAGUCAAUACUACUCCUUUAUUGUCUUGAGAGGUUCCAGCCAUCAUAUUAAGCAGUUGUUCAGCUGAUAAGUGCCUAAUACAACUAACUUGCUUUUUGCUUAAUCUUCCCCCAUUUUAAUUAGGGUUACAAAGAAUUUGCUCAUUAGUAACAGUAGUUUGAAAAACCUAGCAAUGAAUAAACGUGCACUAGAAGUACUUGAAGAUCAAUUCAUAAACGAACGUGCAGUCUGUCGGAAGAGAAAAGGCAAAGAUUCAAAGGAAGACUUGAAGAAUAAUGCCAAGAAACUGAAUUUAAGUAAAAACAAAGUUUUGGAAAAAGAUAUUGAUAUAAUUCCAAAUAAGGCAUUACCUAAUUCCUUUGAUGGAUCUAUUUGUGUUGCACCUCAAAAACUACCUGUGAAGAAGGUGCAGCCAGUUCGUCAGACAGUUUCUGGAUCAUGUACUGCCAACCUCGUCUUCUUUGAUGUAGAAACUACAUCUUUGAGAUUGUUUUGCGAUAUCACGCAAAUUGCUGCAGUAGAUAAAAAUGAAGUUUUUAAUGAGUAUGUCACUCCAAGCCAGAAAAUGAAUCCCACGGCAUCAAUUCUUACAGGAAUCACCUGUGAUAAUGGGAUACUGAAGGUUCAUGGUAGGCCGGUGGAGGCAAAAUCUCGUGUAGUUGCUUUGGAAAAAUUUUUGAAAUGGCUGGAAUUAAGAUCACCUGCUCUUCUUUUUGCCCAUAAGGCACAGUUUGAUUAUACACGGUUGUUCCGUGCAAUUUAUGAGGAAAAUCUCGUAAAACAAUUUGAGAAACAUAUAAUUGGAUUUGUUGACACUGUGCAAAUGUUUAAGUCUAAAUAUCCCGGACUUGUUAACUACAAGCAAAAGACUCUAGUUGGUAAAUUCCUUAAAAAGUCAUAUGAACAACACAAUGCUGUCGAAGAUGCAAAAUUACUUAAAGAAUUAUACCAUACUACACAGCCUCACAACAUUGCUGAUUCUUCUUGUACCUUCAUGUCUUCUUACAAUAAAUGGUUUAAUGAUUUGCAAUGCAUGAUUAAGAAAGAAACAUUCAUAAAAAUGAUUAACAUGAAAUGUGUAUCAGAUGGAAUGGCAACAAAAAUGGCACGUUUGGGACUCACGCUCGCAGAUGUAAAAAGUGCUUAUGAGAAAGACAGCCAUGAUGGAGUAGCGGCACUUCUCAGUCAAGAAGAUGAAAAUGGAAAACCACGUGUCACAAAACAUAAAGGUGUCAUAAACAAUAUAAUUAAGUACUUGCAUAAGGCUCAAGUGUGAAGCACUGUGAUACAGUAUAAUACUAGUAUAAGAUAGUUAACUAUCUGUAUAUGACCUUUCCCUUUAUCUACUGUCUAGCACAUGCUUAGCUUGUUGAUUUAGGCAGCGGCAAUUGGAGCAUUGGAUGCACCCUACCUAGUUUGAUGAUCAGCUGCAAAUAAAAAAAACUGAUAGCAAUUUUUGCCUUAUAAUUAAAUUUUUAGGAUGUUGCCCAGUAAUACCAACUUUAGAACAGUAAGAUUGUUGAUUAUGGAACAAAUUACUGGGUAAUAAUAGAAGUGGGAUUGCUGGAUUGAUUCAAGCAUAAACUAGACAGACAUGAAUGAGUUUUGGCGGAUAUAAAUAGUUACUGCCUCAUAUGGGCCAGUAGGUAUUGUGUAGUUUCCUUUAUAAUGUUAGUCUUAUGAAACUGUGCAGUAAAGUAUGAUCUAAGGUGAUAAAUAUCCCUGAUGUUAGAUAUGUAUCAAAUCAAAUAUUUACAUUCUAUUGUAUCAGAAUUAGUCAAUUUAGAAUUUAAAUACCCUGUAUGUUACUAGAUGAGGUACCCUGUGGUGCCUGAUUGACUCCAAAAGAUCAUGCCAUUUAAUUGUUGGGGGACUACAGAAAUACAAAUUUGCCAUCAGAUCAUGCAUUUUGCACGGCAAUACAUACUGUACCUUUAAUAUUUUAACUGAUGAAACUCAUACUCAGAACCACCAUUUCAUUUCUUGAAGUCAUGGGGGCACCAUGGGGCUGACCCAGACCAACCCAUAGUCCCCUAACACUCGCCUGUCACACUGCAAAUUUUAAUGUGGCUAGCCUCAAGCAUCUGGCAUACAGCCUUGGAUUGACAAACAGAAAUCUUCUUUUAUAGAUAGAGAUUGAUCUUAGAGUAUUAAGAAUAACAUAAUUUACCUGGGGAGUUCUUCUACUCCCCAAGCCUGGCCUCAGGCCAGGCUCGACUUGUGGUAACUUGGUCCAACAGGCUGUUGCUUGUAGCUGCCUGUAUGCCCACAUAUCCACUACAGCCCAGUUGGUAUAUUCUUCUAUAUACCAAUAGAAUAUCUAUUGGUAUAUAGAUAUGUAGUUAUUAACUGUAUCUGGUAUAUUGGAAGACAUUCUAAUAAUUUAUCAAAAAAUUGCUUGUCCAUUCUAAAGAAUUAGGAAUGAAAAUUUUAUUUAUUAUUAUUUUAAGCUCACGGAUUCAUCCUUACCUUGUGUGGUAAUGAACAAUAGAAAGUUGCAUUUACAAAUUCAUAAACUGAAAGGUGUAUUAUAUCUGAUGUAGCAUCAUGUAACCUCAUGAAACAUUUGUGUGCUUCAGUCUACAAUUUAGGCCUAUUGUCUUGUUUAUGAUCCUCUGUCUUGUGUGGCAAUGAAUACGAGCAGCACCUCACUGUAACAAGACCUAGUUGAAUUAGGCAAUUAAGCCUCUGAUUAGGCAAGUGUGUAUUUUGUCACAAAAGAUGUUAAUAAUAAUUGAUCUGCUCACGGGCAUAACACAAGACCUAAAACUGCAGAAAGACUACUGGCCCCUGCAAGGCCUUCCCUCUUUAUAUCUACCCAAACUCAUAUAGUACAGUAGUGUGUCUAACCUGCACAUGAAACCAUCCAGUAAUUCCAUGUCUAUUAUGUUAGCUGGUAAUUUGUUCCAUAAAUCAACCAACCUAUUUCCAAUCCACAUUUACCCAGGUCUUCCUGAAUUUAUCCAAUUUACAUUAGUGUAUAUCCAGUGUUUGUCUUAUUUUGUAUUGAUAUUUAACACAUUCAUAUUCCCUAUACUAUAUUCUUUCACGUGUGUAUACUUCAAUCAUGUCGCCUCUUCGUUUUGGCCUUUCCAAAGAAUGUAAAUUAAGCUUUCAUAAUCUCUUCAAAAAGGAGGUUUUUCAUUGUUGGGGUUAAUUUUGCCAUUAUUUUCUUUACUCAUUCAAGUGAAUUUGUCUAUGCAAUAUGGUGACCAAAAUUGAACUACAUAAUCGCAUGUUCACCAUUUCUCUGCAAUAUUCUCUCCAUUGCCCUUCUUGCUUUCCUUCCUCUCCUAUUGCCAUUAUUCUGUCUUGUAACCCAUUUAAAGUUCUCCCCCCCCCCUUUGAGAUUACUUUCGUCCUUCAAUUCAUCUACCCGCUUCAAGGUUGCCAUGCGGAGUUCCUUGCUCCUAGCAAGUUUAACCAUUAGGCCCACAAUGACCUUGACAUUCUUCCCUUUCCCUUGUUUCCUGAAACUACCUUCCUAACAGCAAUGCGAGAUUCACCGGGUAAACGUGAAUCAAUACUAGGGAUUGCAUAAUGAAAAAAAAUAGGGCAUGGUACUAUAAUAAGGCACUUAGAAGCCUCAUUAUUUUUAAAAUUGUGUGUAUGUUGUACAAUUCCUUUCUAAUAAUAGAAGUUUAAAUAUUUAGGUCCCAUUAUUUGCAUGGCAUAUUGAUUUAGAUUUGAGGUGGCCUCUUCCUGUCUCCACAAUCCCAAGACAUACACUCCCAGACACAUUCCUUGCCUUGACACUCCCCAUCACACAUUCACCUUUCCCAGCAUACACACCCUGACACACAUUUCCACAUUUAACUUUUUCAUCAAUUUAUGCACAAUUUCAAAACAAUUGUUUUUGAAUAAUGUAUUGCGCUUCUUUCUCCACAAGCUUUAGUGUUUUACCAUUUGUCCAAGACUCCCAAAUGUAUUACUGUACCAGCAGUCUUAUAAUAAUUGAAUGUACAGCAAUAUACAUUACAGUAAUACAGUACUUUUUAUUGCUUUGGGUACCACCCUUUUGGGUACUGGAAAAUGUUAGUCAUGUGUUAGAAUUAAAUUGGUAAAUUGUCUGGUUAAGGGUUAAAAUAUGGAUUUACACAAUUGGUAGUUGAAGGUAGUACAGUAAUAUAUACGCAGAAAUCACAAUAGCGUGAUGCAUCAGAUGAAGAAAUCCACAAGGGCCGUGACCGAGCCGAGGUUCAAACCCUCGUCACGGCCCUUGUGGUUUUGUUCAUAGUAAUAUAUUUUGUAUACUGUAUUUCUGAUUAAGGGUGAUCAUAGUAUGCAUAUAACCAUAAUAUUUAGUUUCCUUGUUUAGAGACAAUUGAGGAAACAUUUGUAAUAGGAAGAGUAACCGACUGUCAUUCAAAAAUAUUCAUCUGUUAUGUGAUAAAAUUAUAUAGUUUAGCUUAAAAUAAAUAAAUUUAUUUAUAAAUCAAACUACAAUAUAAUAUUUGUAUAUUAACAAGAAAUGUAUUUUAAAAUAUUUGUUAAAUUAAUAAAAAAUGUAUUUUAAAAUGUUAAAUUAAUAAGAAAACUAUUUUAAAAUAUUUGUUAAAUUAAUAAGAAAUCUAUUUUCAAAUAUUUGUUAAAUGAAUAAAAGUGAAUGAUGCCAA
Molecule: messenger RNA, 4766 nt
Organism: Procambarus clarkii (red swamp crayfish)
Lineage: Eukaryota; Metazoa; Arthropoda; Malacostraca; Decapoda; Cambaridae
Gene: exu
Product: maternal protein exuperantia
Biological process (GO): DNA catabolic process
Cellular component (GO): cytoplasm
Molecular function (GO): 3'-5'-DNA exonuclease activity; nucleic acid binding
Source: RefSeq, a predicted model, not a curated record